Messenger RNA from Nerophis lumbriciformis (worm pipefish), 378 nucleotides. The record is from RefSeq and is a predicted model, not a curated record. NCBI's taxonomy places the organism in Eukaryota, Metazoa, Chordata, Actinopteri, Syngnathiformes, Syngnathidae.
AUGUUACGGCCGAAAGCUUUGACGCAGGUUCUGAGCCAAGCCAACACAAACGGAGUUCAGAGCACACUAUUGCUAAACAAUGAAGGCUCCCUCCUGGCAUAUUCGGGCUACGGCGACACGGACGCCCGCGUGACCGCCGCCAUCGCUAGCAACAUCUGGGCGGCUUACGACAAGAACGGCCAUCAGGCCUUCAAUGAGGACAAACUGAAAUUCAUACUCAUGGACUGCAUGGAGGGCCGAGUAGCCAUCACGCGAGUGGCUAACCUGUUGCUGUGCAUGUACGCCAAAGAAACGGUGGGCUUCGGAAUGCUCAAAGCUAAGGCCGAGGCGCUGGUGCAGUACCUGGAGGAACCGCUGACCCAAGUGGCCGCGUCCUAG